AUGGCGCGGGGCGGCGGGCGGCUGCAGCCCCGCGCCGCCGCCGCUGCCCCUGCCCGGGGGGACCGGGGGCCGCUCGGCCUCCUGUGCCUGGCGCUGCUGUGCGCGCUGGGCGCCGCCGAGGCGGAGUUCUCCAUCCUGGACGAGGCGCAAGUCCUGGCCAGCCAGAUGAGGAAACUCGCCACCGAGGAGCUGAGGGUCGUCACCAUGCAGAGGAUAUUCAACUCCUUCGUGUACACGGAGAAAAUAUCAAAUGGAGAAAGUGAAGUUCAGCAGUUGGCAAAAAAAAUCCGCGAGAAGUUCAACCGCUACCUGGACGUUGUGAAUCGGAACAAGCAGGUGGUGGAAGCCUCCUACACUGCCCACCUCACCUCACCCCUGACUGCCAUCCAGGACUGCUGCACCAUCCCCCCUUCCAUGAUGGAAUUCGAUGGGAAUUUCAACACCAACGUUUCCAGAACCAUCAGCUGCGAUCGCCUCUCGACCACUGUCAACAGCAGAGCCUUCAAUCCUGGGCGCGACUUAAAUUCUGUCCUUGCUGACAACCUGAAGUCUAACCCAGGAAUCAAGUGGCAAUAUUUCAGCUCAGAAGAAGGGAUUUUCACCGUGUUCCCGGCCCACAAGUUCCGGUGCAAGGGCAGCUACGAGCACCGCAGCAGGCCCAUCUACGUCUCCACCGUUCGCCCUCAGUCCAAGCACAUUGUGGUCAUUGUGGACCACGGGGCCUCUGUCACAGAGACACAGCUCCAGAUUGCCAAGGAUGCUGCCCAGGUGAUCCUCAGCUCCAUAGAUGAGCACGACAAGAUCUCGGUGCUGACGGUGGCGGACGCGGUGCGCACGUGCUCCCUGGACCAGUGCUACAAGACCUUCCUGUCCCCUGCCACCAGCGAGACCAAGAGGAAGAUGUCCACCUUUGUCAGCAGCAUCAAGGCGUCCGACAGCUCCACGCAGCACGCCCUGGGCUUCCAGAAGGCUUUCCAGCUCCUGCGGAACACCAACAACGGCACCCGGCUCCAAGGAAAUACUGACAUGGUGAUCAUUUAUCUCUCGGCUGGGAUCACAUCAAAAGAGUCCUCAGAAGAGGAUAAAAAAGCCACUCUGCGUGUCAUCAACGAAGAGAACAGCUUCCUCAAUAACUCAGUGAUGAUCCUCACUUAUGCCCUCAUGAAUGAGGGGGUGACAGGGCUGAAGGAGCUGGCCUUCCUGCGGGACCUGGCUGAGCAGAACUCGGCCAAGUACGGCGUGCCCGACCGCAGCGCCCUGCCCGUCACCAAGGGCAGCAUGAUGGUCCUCAACCAGCUCAGCAACCUGGAGACCACCGUGGGCAGGUUCUACACCAACCUGCCCAACAGGAUGAUCGACGAGGCCGUGUUCAGCCUGCCCUUCUCGGAUGAGAUGGGGGACGGCCUGAUAAUGACUGUCAGUAAACCCUGUUACUUUGGGAACCUCCUGCUGGGAAUUGUUGGAGUAGAUGUCAACCUUGCCUAUAUCUUGGAAGAUGUCACCUAUUACCAGGACUCCUUGGGAUCCUACACCUUCCUCAUUGAUAAUAAAGGGUACACUCUGAUGCACCCCUCCCUGACCAGGCCCUACCUGCUGUCUGAGCCCCCCCUGCACACAGACAUCAUCCACUACGAGAACAUUCCCAAAUUCGAGCUGGUGCGCCAGAACAUCCUCAGCAUUCCCUUGGGCAGCCAGAUCAUCACAGUUCCUGUGAACUCCUCGCUGUCCUGGCACGUCAACAAGCUGAGGGAAAUUGGGAAAGAAGCCUACAAUGUCAGCUAUGCCUGGAAAAUGGUGCAGGACACAUCCUUCAUCCUGUGUGUGGUGGUGAUCCAGCCAGAAAUCCCCGUGAAGCAGCUGAAGAACCUCAACACUGUCCCCAGCAGCAAACUGCUCUACCACAGGCUGGACCUGCUGGGCCAGCCCAACGCCUGCCUGCACUUCAAGCAGCUGGCCACGCUGGAGAGCCCCACAGUGAUGCUGUCUGCAGGCAGCUUCUCCUCCCCCUACGAGCACCUGAGCCAGCCCGAGACCAAGCGGAUGGUGGAGCACUACACGGCCUACCUGAGCGACAACACGCGCCUCAUCGCCAACCCCGGCCUCAAGUUCUCUGUCAGGAAUGAAGUAAUGGCAACCAGUCACGGCACGGAUGAAUGGAUGACCCAGAUGGAGAUCAGUGGCCUCAACAGUUACAUUGUCAGGCGUUACAUAGCAACCCCCAAUGGGGUGCUGCGCAUCUACCCCGGCUCCCUCAUGGACAAAGCAUUUGAUCCCACCAGGAGACAAUGGUACCUGCAUGCAGUGGCCAAUCCAGGACUAAUCACCUUUACUGGGCCCUACCUGGACGUGGGAGGGGCUGGAUAUGUGGUGACCAUCAGCCACACUGUGCAUUCCUCCAGUGCUCAGAUGUCCUCAGGACACUCCGUGGCUGUGAUGGGCAUCGACUUCACCCUCAGAUAUUUCUACAAAGUCCUCAUGGACCUGCUGCCAGUUUGUAACCAAGAUGGGGGGAACAAAAUCAGGUGCUUCAUCAUGGAGGACAGGGGGUACCUGGUGGCACAUCCAACCCUCAUCGACCCCAAGGGCCACGCGCCCGUGGAGCAGCAGCACAUCACUCACAAGGAGCCUCUGGUAGCGAACGACAUCCUGAACCACCCCAACUUUGUCAAGAAGAACCUCUGCAACAGCUUCAGCGACAGGACCGUGCAGCGCUUCUACAAAUUCAACACCAGCUUAGUGGGUGACCUGACCAACCUGGUGCAUGGCAGUCACUGCUCCAAGUACAGGCUGACGAGGAUCCCGGGCACCAACGCCUUCGUGGGCAUCGUCAACGAGACGUGCGACUCGCUGGCCUUCUGUGCCUGCAGCAUGGUGGACAGGCUGUGCCUCAACUGCCACAGGAUGGAACAGAACGAGUGUGAGUGUCCCUGUGAGUGCCCACUGGAGGUGAACGAGUGCACUGGGAACCUGACCAACGCUGAGAGCAGGAAUCCCAGCUGUGAGGUGCACCAGGAGCCAAUGACUUUCACAGCCAUCGAUCCCAGCCUGCAGGAUGCACUCCCCCAGUGCAUCAACACCCAGUGCAACCAGAGGACAGAGAGUGGGGAUUGCUUUGGAGUGCUGGACUGCGAGUGGUGCAUGGUGGACAGCGAUGGGAAGACCCACCUGGACAAGUCCUACUGUGCCCCUCAGAAGGAAUGCUUUGGUGGCAUUGUGGGAGCCAAGAGUCCCUAUGUGGACGACCUGGGAGCAAUAGGAGAUGAGGUGAUCACCCUGAACAUGAUCAAGAGUGCCCCCGUGGGCCCCGUGGCUGGCGGCAUCAUGGGCUGCAUCAUGGUGCUGGUGCUGGCCGUGUACGCGUACCGGCACCAGAUCCACCGCCGCAGCCACCAGCACAUGUCCCCGCUGGCAGCACAGGAAAUGUCAGUGCGUAUGUCCAACCUGGAAAACGACAGGGACGAGAGGGAUGACGACAGCCAUGAAGACAGAGGAAUCAUCAGCAACACUCGCUUCAUCGCCGCCGUCAUCGAGCGCCACGCGCACAGCCCCGAGCGCCGCCGCCGCUACUGGGGCCGCUCGGGCACCGAGAGCGACCACGGCUACAGCACCAUGAGCCCCCAGGAGGACAGCGAGAACCCCCCCUGCAAUAACGACCCCCUGUCUGCCGGCGUGGACGUGGGGACCCACGACGAGGACCUGGAGCUGGACACGCCCCCGCAGACAGCAGCGCUGCUGAGCCACAAAUUCCACCACUACCGGCUGCACCACCCCACCCUGCACCACAGCCACCACCUGCAGGCCGCUGUCACCGUGCACACCGUGGAUGCCGAGUGCUGA
Messenger RNA from Agelaius phoeniceus (red-winged blackbird), 3837 nucleotides. It is a transcript of the gene CACHD1, whose product is annotated as cache domain containing 1. Gene Ontology annotation, cellular component: voltage-gated calcium channel complex. Gene Ontology annotation, molecular function: voltage-gated calcium channel activity. Lineage: Eukaryota; Metazoa; Chordata; Aves; Passeriformes; Icteridae. The record is from RefSeq and is a predicted model, not a curated record.